Molecule: messenger RNA, 1200 nt
Organism: Penicillium coprophilum
Lineage: Eukaryota; Fungi; Ascomycota; Eurotiomycetes; Eurotiales; Aspergillaceae
Product: putative plasma membrane SNARE protein (Sec9)
Exons: 3
Coding region: 1-1200 (399 amino acids)
Biological process (GO): exocytosis; vesicle fusion
Cellular component (GO): plasma membrane; SNARE complex
Molecular function (GO): syntaxin binding; SNAP receptor activity
Source: RefSeq, a predicted model, not a curated record
AUGGGUCUUUUUAAGAAAUCCGAUGGCGACGAUGACUCUAACCGCCGAGCACUCUUCGGCUCUCGAAAGAAGGACAAGAGCCCAUCGACCCCCUCCAACCCCUACGCCCAACCAAUCCCGGUAGAUCCUUACACAAAAGCCAAGAUUGGCGCGGGUGUUGCGCCCUUACCUGCCGACCACCCAGCCGCCAACGGUGGCCCCGCGUCGCAGAGCCCCCACUCCAUUCCCUCGGACAACAAGUACGCCGCCAACAGAUACGGAAAUCAAGGCGGCUACGGCAGUGAUCGUUUCGGCGGAUCAGGCGCAGGCGCCAGCUCAGCUAACGGUUCGGGCUCGGGCUCGCGAUAUGGAAACGGCGGCUACGGAGGUCUGGGCAGCAACGAUCCCAAUGACCCCGCGGCUGCAGACUCCGCUCGCAACGAGCUGUUCGGCAAUUCCAACCGGAGGUCGCCCGACAACUCGGGUGCUUCGCCACCACCGUACUCCGAGGGUCAAGGUGGUCAAGGACAAAGCAACUACGGUGGCGGCAGCAACGAAUACAGCAUGGCGACUUUCCAGGAUCGACAGCUGACAGCCGAAGAAGAGGAAGAAGAGGAAGUUCAGGCGACGAAGAACGAGAUGCGCUUCGUGAAGCAGGGUGAUGUUGCGUCAACACGGAACGCACUUCGAGCUGCCGCACAGGCUGAAGAAACAGGUCGCGCUACUCUGGCCCGACUCGGUGCGCAGGGCGAGUCUAUCCACGGAACGGAGAAGACUCUGGACAUGACGGCUAUCGAAGGUCGCAUCGCGGAGGAUAAGGCAAAGGAGCUCAAGACACUCAACAAGAGCAUGUUUGCCGUGCAUGUGGCGAACCCAUUCACAGCCUCGCGGCGUCGACGCGAGCGCGAUGAGAAGAUCCUUAGUACACACCGUGGUGAUCGUGAUACCCGCGACGGCACACGAGCCGAGGCACACCAGACCAACCAGCGCAUGGACCGGUACCAAUUCGAGGCGGAUAGCGAGGACGAGGCAUUGGAAGACGAAAUCGAGCAGAACUUGGAUUUGCUCAGUGGUGCCACUGGUCGGUUGAACGGUCUUGCCAAGGCCACCGGCAAGGAGCUGGACGAGCAGAACAGACAUCUGGAGCGUAUCAUGGGCAAGAGCGAUUACGUCGACGAUCAAAUUGCCAUGAACCGGGCCAAGCUGGACCGGAUCCGUUAG